Messenger RNA from Parnassius mnemosyne (clouded apollo), 3283 nucleotides. The record is from the annotation of a GenBank genome assembly. NCBI's taxonomy places the organism in Eukaryota, Metazoa, Arthropoda, Insecta, Lepidoptera, Papilionidae.
GGAGUGACUGGCGCGAACUGAGGGUCGGGGCAGGAUGAAAUGGCGUCGUGUAGCAUAUUGUUAGCUUUUCAAAAUAUAGCAUAAUUCGCCGGGAAUUUGAAUCCUACGGUCUUCCCCCAUCACCGAUCUUACCCCAACGUACCUUAAUAGGUAUCACUCAUCGUUUUCAGAUGGCCAUUUUAAGAUUGCCCCUUUAUUGAAACAUCGACCCACUCUGCCACUCUUUCUACCUGCGUGUGCGUGGCGUAAAUACCUAAAAUCGCGCGAAAUUACAUACGCAGUCAGCAACGUACUAGGGAAUUUUAAAGCUUUAAAAAAAAUAGUUGUAAAGUUUUGGUGUAAUUUAUAUCUAAGUAUUAGACAUGGAACGAGUAGUGAUUCGCCGAGUACUCGGCCACUGGGUACUCGGCCUAGAUUGGGCCGAGUACUUUGCCGAAUACUCGGCUUUAAAAAAACGCGGUAGCGGGCGGCGUGCGGUUAUUUCCCUUACAAACAAGACCCAAAUAAGAACGAAAAACUAGUGCUUUUGCAUCACAAACUUCCUCUCUUAAAUUUUAAAUAUUUGUAAUAAUAAUUUCUAUUAAAGAUACUUAUGUACGUUUUAAAUACUGCUGCUUCUUCUCGUGUUCCUGAUGUUUUAAUGUGUCUAAUAUAAUAAUAAUGAUAAAACUGGCUUUUCGUCUAUUUUUCUCUGGAAUAUAAUUAAGCCCGCGUAGGUACUCGGUACUCGGCCGUUUAUACUCGGUGCUUGGCCGAACCCUAAAAAAGGCCGAAUCCGCCGAGUACCGAAUCGAAACCGAGUACUCGUCCCAUGUCUAAUAUGUAUAUUAUAGAGCCAUGGUAGCUCAGAUGGUUAGCGCUCGCUGUAAGCUUCAAGAGCCGUGGUAGCUCAGAUGGUUAGCGCUCGUUGUAAGCUUCACAGUACUCGAACAACCCGGGUUCGAUCCCCGCCGGCACCAAUGAAAUUGUUAAUUGCAAUUUUAAGUGCUGAUUUACCACGUGCUCGGCGGUGAAGGAAAACAUCGUGAGGAAACCUGCAUGUCUGAGAAAUAAGAAAAAAAUAUUUCGAAGACAACAUAUGAGGUUCGCCAACACGCAUUAGGGCAGCGCGGUGGACAAUUCCUUGCCCUAAUACCCUCUGAGAAAUGAGAUUAGGCCUGUGCCCAGCUUGGGACGUAAAUAGGCUGCAACCUUACUACUUUACUUUUAUAUUAUAGAAAAUACAUUCAUUAACAAUUUUAAAACAUUAUAAUAAAAAAACAGCAAAUAAUUUACUCAAAUUAUUAACGAAUAUUAUGUGUCCAUGUUUUCCAUUCAAGUAUUUACUUAAAUUAUACAUCAGAUUUAAAGUUUUUCCAUUGUUAAAUAUAAUAACCGUUAUUCAGUAAAACAGUUGUAAAUUAAAUGAAUAAUUACAGGGCACUAUACGUACUGCAUUAUUUUACUCUUUGUUGAAAGCCCCCGGUAACCACGAAAUAUCAUCCGUGACAUUGACCUACUACCUACUAAAGGUCAAUGGUCCGUGACAUAGGAAGGGAAAAGAUGCAAAAGCAUAUGAACACUCGCGCGCAGCGAUAAAGUUUAAUUUAGCUUGUGUGCUUGAUUUAUCUAUUUAAUAAUAAUUAUGUAGGCUAUAAAACAUCGGCAUGUAGUCAUCAUCAAAGAAGUGUAACUUCUGUACGUAGUACUAUUAUUUAUUCUAUGCCUUGACUAAUAUCACUGGCUUGUUACAGAUAAAAGCAACGAACCGAUCGGGGGUUGGUACCGACGAAUUGUACAUAUCAAAAUUAUGGUUUUAUGAUUUAAUCAUGUUUUUGUCAGAAAGUGACAAUGCCUCCAGGAGUUCAAAAGACAUCGAUGAGAUACUAAAUGAAAUUGCCACGACUGAUAAUCAGGAUGAUGUGGACACGAAUACUGAGGAACAGAUGGAGGAAGAGUGUAAUCAGUCAGCAUGCAGGACGAGCAUAUCACAACAAAACUACCCACGGCAAAUUAAUAUUGCAAAAAGAAAAGUAAAAAAUGCCGCAACAGAAGUUUUAUCAAAAAUAUCAAACAGGCUGGAUUCACCAGUUACAAAAUCAAAACCACCAUAUAGUGCAUUUGGCGAGCAUGUGGCUGAAAAGUUGAGAAGUAUGAACCAAGAUGCAGCCAAAUAUUGUCAAAAAAUAAUAAAUGACGCAAUAUUUUAUGCUGAAUUCAAUAACUUAAAUUAUACAUCCCACAUUGUCACCGACUAUCUGCAACAUCCUCAAUCACCCUAUCAGUCUUCUCACCAACGGUCUAGAUUUUCACCAUCCUCAUCUUCGCAAACUCAGUCACCACCAUCACAUCAACAUUUGGCUUCACCGUCUAUACUAAAUCAACCACACUAUCAGUCUUCUCAGCUACGGUCUAGAUUUUCACCAUCCCCAUCUUCGCAAACUCAGUCACCACCAUCACAUCAACAUUUGGCUUCACCGUCUAUACUAAAUCAACAACCCCAUCAGUCUUCUCACAAACAGUCUAGAUUUUUAGCAUCACCAUCACCACAUCAACAGCUACCUAUAGCAUCGUCGUCCGUACAAAAUAAAUCCCACUAUCAGUCGUCUCACCAACGGUCUAUAUUUUUAACAUCACCAUCUUCUCAAACUCAAUCACCACCAUCACAUCAACAUUUGCCAUCACCGUCCAUACUAAAUCAACCACCCCAUCAGUCUUCUCACGAACAGUCUAGAUUUUCAGCAUCACCAUCACCACAUCAACAGCUACCUAUAGCAUCAUCGUCCGUACAAAAUAAAUCCCACUAUCAGUCGUCUCACCAACGGUCUACAUUUUUAACAUCACCAUCUUAUCAAACUCAAUCACCACCAUCACAUCAACAUUUGCUAUCACCGUCCAUACUAAAUGAACAACCCCAUCAGUCUUCUCAGGAACAGUCUAGAUUUUUAGCAUCACCAUCACCACAUCAACAGCUACCUAUAGCAUCGUCUUCCGUACAAAAUAAAUCCCACUAUCAGUCGUCUCACCAACGGUCUAUAUUUUUAACAUCACCAUCUUCUCAAACUCAAUCACCACCAUCACAUCAACAUUUGCCAUCACCGUCCAUACUAAAUCAACCACCCCAUCAGUCUUCUCACGAACAGUCUAGAUUUUUAGCAUCACCAUCACCACAUCAACAGCUACCUUUAGCAUCGUCGUCCGUACAAAAUCAAUCAUCCUAUAUAUCUUUAUUUGGACCAGAGACACCCUGAAGAGUUUUUUUAAGUCUAAAUAUAAAACAUAUAAAUAAAAAAAUUGUCUUUCU